Messenger RNA from Clupea harengus (Atlantic herring), 2012 nucleotides. It is a transcript of the gene chrna2a, whose product is annotated as cholinergic receptor nicotinic alpha 2a subunit. Gene Ontology annotation, biological process: monoatomic ion transmembrane transport. The record is from RefSeq and is a predicted model, not a curated record. Gene Ontology annotation, molecular function: transmembrane signaling receptor activity; acetylcholine-gated monoatomic cation-selective channel activity. Lineage: Eukaryota; Metazoa; Chordata; Actinopteri; Clupeiformes; Clupeidae. Gene Ontology annotation, cellular component: postsynaptic membrane.
CUUUGAAAGGUCAUCGUUGGUCACUUAACAAUACCCAUAUGAGUGUCGUCAAACUCUAUGUCAUGAUGCCAUGCUUCUGGUUCUCACUUCUGCACGUCUUGGCCGGAGAUGCAUUGGAUCACCGUAAUGCUUGCCUCUAGAUAACUGCCACCGCGAGAAAGCGUCUUCAGAACACCACCCAGCGACCAAGCAGAGAUGACUAUGUCAUGAAAUGGAUCUACGGGUUCAGAACAGGCUAACUUUUCGUUUGGACGCUUGCAUGAAGCUGUGAUAUGGAACGAGCUUUACUAGUGUUUUUCUUGAGGAUCACUUUGCUUGGCUGCCUUGCAUUAACCGAGAGGACUGUGGCAGGAGACAAGUGGACUCACGCACAUGCUGAAGACCUCCUUUUCAAAAAUCUCUUUAAGGGAUAUAACAAAUGGUCCCGGCCAGUGCGCAACAUCACAGAUGUCGUCAUUGUCAAAUUCGGACUCUCCAUUGCUCAGCUGAUUGAUGUGGACGAGAAGAACCAGAUGAUGACCACCAAUGUGUGGCUAAAGCAGGAGUGGAAUGAUUAUAAGUUGCGCUGGCAGCCCUCUGAUUAUGACAAUGUCACAUCCAUCAGGGUCCCCUCACAGCUCAUCUGGGUUCCCGAUAUUGUCCUGUAUAAUAAUGCCGACGGGGAGUUUGCCGUGACCCACAUGACCAAAGCCCACCUGUUCUACACGGGCCAGGUGCGCUGGGUGCCCCCGGCCAUCUACAAGAGCUCCUGCAGCAUCGACGUCACCUUCUUCCCCUUCGACCAGCAGAGCUGCAAGAUGAAGUUCGGCUCGUGGACCUACGACAAGGCCAAGAUCGACCUGGAGCGCAUCGAGAACGCGGUGGACCUGAAGGACUACUGGGAGAGCGGCGAGUGGGCCAUCAUGGACGCCAUGGGCACCUACAACACCAAGAAGUACGACUGCUGCCACGAGAUCUACGUGGACAUCACCUACUACUUCAUCAUCCGCCGGCUGCCGCUCUUCUACACCAUCAACCUCAUCAUCCCCUGCCUGCUCAUCUCCUGCCUGACCGUGCUGGUCUUCUACCUGCCGUCCGACUGCGGCGAGAAGAUCACCCUCUGCAUCUCCGUCCUCCUGUCGCUCACCGUCUUCCUGCUGCUCAUCACGGAGAUCAUCCCGUCGACGUCGCUGGUGAUCCCGCUGAUCGGCGAGUACCUGCUCUUCACCAUGAUCUUCGUCACGCUCUCCAUCGUCAUCACCGUCUUCGUGCUGAACGUGCACCACCGCUCGCCCAGCACGCACGAGAUGCCGCGCUGGGUGCACACCGUCUUCCUGGAGCUCAUCCCGCGCUGGCUGUUCAUGCGGCGGCCCGCGCCCAACGCCAAGCGCCGGCGCCUGCAGCGGCCGCAGACCAAGGAGCGGCCGCGCUGCCACGCUCACAGCCACGCCUACGUGCCCACCUCCAGCCUCAGCACCUCCAAGAGCUGGGUUCACGAGGAGACGGAUGUGGACCGGACCCCCGUCGGCCAGGACGCGCAGGCAGGCCUGAGGCUGGGGACGUGGAGGGGGGUGCCCACCUCCUACUCCUUCCCCACUCUGCACCUGCCGGAUGAGGACCAGCUGGGCAGGAAGGCUGCCUCGCACCACCAACUGGAUGGUCUGGCUUUACAGCUGGGCUCCAGGGGAAGCCUCUCCCAGCGGCUAUCCGGUCUCGGGGGCCUGCAGGCUGACCCGGCCCUGCUCCUCUCCCCCAGAGUGCUCCACGCCCUGGAUGGGGUGUGUUACAUCGCAGAUCACCUGCGCGCUGAGGAUGCUGACUUUUGUGUGAAGGAGGACUGGAAAUAUGUGGCCAUGGUGAUUGACCGUAUCUUUCUGUGGAUGUUCAUCAUCGUGUGCCUGCUGGGGACAGUCGGCCUUUUCCUGCCACCUUGGCUCUCAGGAAUGAUCUAGGUCACCGCUCUGGGACAUGGUGAUAACACACACACACACACACACACACUCGCGCACACACACACACACAUACACACACAC